This is a messenger RNA of Candidozyma auris, 906 nucleotides long. It is a transcript of the gene YHM1, whose product is annotated as Yhm1p. Lineage: Eukaryota; Fungi; Ascomycota; Pichiomycetes; Serinales; Metschnikowiaceae. Gene Ontology annotation, molecular function: guanine nucleotide transmembrane transporter activity. The transcript has a single exon. The coding region runs from base 1 to 906 and encodes 301 amino acids. The record is from RefSeq and is a predicted model, not a curated record. Gene Ontology annotation, cellular component: mitochondrion.
AUGUCCCCUCCUUCCACUACAGACAAGAAGCAAAGUGGCGCUGCCAGGGUUCUUGGCUCUGCUGCCGCUGGUAUCUGCGAAAUUGGUGUUUUCCACCCUGUGGACACCAUCUCCAAGCGACUUAUGUCAAACCAGACGAAGAUCACGUCCGCUUCUCAGUUGAACACGGUCAUUUUCAAAGAGCAUGCGUCUAAGGCACUUGGCUCAAGACUCUUCACCUUGUUUCCCGGCUUGGGUUACGCUGCUGUCUACAAGAUCAUGCAAAGAGUGUACAAGUAUGGUGGACAACCCUUUGCCAAUGAAUUUUUGACCAAGAACUUUAAGGACUCGUACGAUGCCUUGUUCGGACCAAAGACCGGUAAAGCGUUGUUAUCUGCCACUGCAGGCUCUUUGAUUGGUAUUGGUGAGGUCGUCUUGUUGCCAUUGGAUGUGUUGAAGAUUAAGAGACAGACAAACCCUGAGGCUUUCAAAGGUAGAGGAUUCUUGAAAAUCAUCUCUGACGAAGGUUUCGGAUUAUACAGGGGUUGGGGCUGGACCGCUGCCAGAAACGCCCCUGGCUCUUUCGCUUUGUUUGGUGGUAACUCUUUCGCCAAAGAAUACAUUUUUGGCUUGAAAGAUUACUCCUCGGCCACAUGGACACAGAACUUUAUCACAUCUAUUUUCGGUGCUUCUGCCUCGUUGAUUGUUUCUGCUCCGUUGGACGUGAUCAAGACUAGAAUUCAAAACAGAAACUUUGAAAACCCAGAGAGCGGAUUUACCAUUUUGAAAAAGAUGGCCAAGAAUGAGGGUAUCACGGCAUUCUUCAAGGGUUUGACACCUAAGUUGUUAACUACCGGUCCUAAGUUGGUGUUCUCCUUUGCCCUUGCCCAGUCCUUGAUCCCUGCUUUUGACAAGCUCAUGAAAUAG